CACUCUACAUUAUAUUCAUUGGGUCUCGUACAUUGUACUUGCUACAUUUUUGAGCGGGACCUCUAAAUAUUUGCAAUAAUUAUGAUGGUUAGAGAUGAGAGAUAGGCUUUUGGUAUUAUUGUUGUUAGGCGUUGGCGCUAUUAAAGUGUAUGAGGAGUACGAUGAGGAAGAAAAAGAGGAACGGGACCCUCUAGAAUUUAUGAAACAUAAGCACAGCAAAAGAGACUUGGAGUCUGUUGAAAAAACUAUCCCCAAUCCAAUGCCGAUUGAAGAGAAAACCAUAGAAGUUAUAUCGAAUGGACUGUCGCCGAAACUUAGAGCUAAAUGUAAAGACAUUGAGGAUGAGUGCUCUUGCAAACGACUCCUAUGUUUUGGUCCUGACAGUUGUGACUGGACAAGUAAAGAUAACGUAGAAGUACAACUGGGAAACUCCACGAAGCUUAUAUGGCUCACCCGUUGUCGUCAAACGUUUAUUUUAGGACAAAAUCUAUGCGAAUGCAAGCGGCUACUCUUUCGGGAAGAGGAUGCGAAGUGGUUGACAGCAUCCACAACUGACACACCAUUGAUGCAGCUGUUGUAGUUCACCUUCUUUAACAGCUUUACUCUGCAUUUGUUCCCCGCAUUUAUUUUAAAUUCAUUUUGAUUUCCUUUAUUUGAAAUGUAGACAUUAAAUUUAUUUCAAUAUAGAUAUAUAUUCGCACGUCUUUUUCAUAGUUCUUUGCUGAUUUUAUCCUCAUGUAAUUCUCGUUAUUUAUUUCAGAGUCAAGCGGAUAUGAUAUCACUCUCACAAAAGGUAGCCCUGAUAACAGGAGCAAGUUCAGGAAUUGGAAGGGCAACUGCAGUUUUGUUUGCAGAACUGGGAGCAUGCAUUGCUUUGGUUGCUCGAGAUAAAACAAGAUUGGAGGAGACUCGGCAAGCAUGCAUUAAAGCAGCUCAAAAAGAAGUUUAUGCAAAGCACAAAGAGCCUUUUUUGUGCGUUGAAGCUGAUUUAACCGAUUCAAAGGAAACUGAAAAAGCUUACCGUUUGGUGAUUAACCACUUUCAUCAACUUGAUAUACUGGUAAAUAAUGCUGGAUGCAUGAUACGAGAUACAGCAGAAACAUUCAAUGUGGAUGAAUUUGAUCAUUUGAUGAAAGUCAAUUUAACUGCUGCAAUUUCUUUAACUCAUCUUGCUAUUCCUGACCUUACUGUCACUAAAGGUGCCAUUGUAAAUGUAUCCAGUGUUUGUGGCAAUCGGUCGUUUCCUGGAGUAAUGUCUUACUGCAUUAGCAAAGCAGCAUUGGAUCAAUUUACCAGGUGCACUGCGCUAGAUUUAGCUCCUAAAGGAAUUCGAGUAAAUGGUGUCAGCCCGGCGGUUAUCGUUACUGAACUGCAUCGACGAUCUGGAAUGUCAGAAAAGGACUAUGGUGAUUUUCUAGCAAAGGCCAAAGAUACGCACGCUCUAGGUCGAACUGGCACUGUGGAAGAAGUGGCUCAAGCUAUCGCUUUUCUUUCAAGCUCUGCUUCCAGCUUUACUACUGGCAGUUCAUUAAUGGUUGAUGGUGGUCGAUCUAUCAUGUGUCCAAGAUAAUUAACAAUAUUUUUGAAGCAUAAUUCGAAUGCUCUCUUUUUGAUACAUUGGAUUAGUAAUAUUUAUUUUUUCAUUACUGUAAUUGAAUACCAUUUAUCAAAUAAAACUCGGCAAAAGGAGGUUCACUGUGUCGAACCACAGAUAC
Messenger RNA from Trichobilharzia szidati, 1715 nucleotides. NCBI's taxonomy places the organism in Eukaryota, Metazoa, Platyhelminthes, Trematoda, Strigeidida, Schistosomatidae. The record is from the annotation of a GenBank genome assembly.